AUGGCAGAAUACAAUAAGUGUAUCUACUCACUCCAGAUCACCAUACACCAUAAGUACAGCGACAUCCUGUCCUGCGACAUCCUGUCCUGCUACAUCCUGUCCUGCUACAUCCUGUCCUGUUACAUCCUGUCCUGCUACAUCCUGUCCUGUUACAUCCUGUCCUGCUACAUCCUGUCCUGCUACAUCCUGUCCUGCUACAUCCGGUCCUGCUACAUCCUGUCCUGUUACAUCCUGUCCUGCUACAUCCUGUCCCGUUACAUCCUGUCCCUUUACAUCCUGUCCUGUUACAUCCUGUCCUGCUACAUCCUGUCCUGUUACAUCCUGUCCUGCUACAUCCUGUCCCGUUACAUCCUGUCCUGUUACAUCCUGUCCUGCUACAUCCUGUCCUGUUACAUCCUGUCCCGCUACAUCCUGUCCUGCUACAUCCUGUCCUGUUACAUCCUGUCCUGCUACAUCCUGUCCUGCUACAUCCUGUCCUGCUACAUCCUGUCCUGCUACAUCCUGUCCUGUUACAUCCUGUCCUGCUACAUCCUGUCCUGCUACAUCCUGUCCUGCUACAUCCUGUCCUGUUACAUCCUGUCCUGCUACAUCCUGUCCUGCUACAUCCGGUCCUGCUUGGUCACAGUUUCUCUUGUUGACAGUGGAUCACUGAUAUGA
Molecule: messenger RNA, 657 nt
Organism: Coregonus clupeaformis (lake whitefish)
Lineage: Eukaryota; Metazoa; Chordata; Actinopteri; Salmoniformes; Salmonidae
Product: keratin-associated protein 4-5-like
Exons: 2
Coding region: 1-657 (218 amino acids)
Source: RefSeq, a predicted model, not a curated record